Messenger RNA from Dicentrarchus labrax (European seabass), 1767 nucleotides. RefSeq names its product mitochondrial ribosome-associated GTPase 2 (gene mtg2). Gene Ontology annotation, cellular component: mitochondrion. The record is from RefSeq and is a predicted model, not a curated record. Lineage: Eukaryota; Metazoa; Chordata; Actinopteri; Moronidae. The transcript is spliced from 6 exons. The coding region runs from base 239 to 1501 and encodes 420 amino acids. Gene Ontology annotation, molecular function: GTPase activity; magnesium ion binding; GTP binding.
UGUCCCUUCAAGGAUUCCGUAUCCAUGGUGCCGCUGUGUAAGAAGUAAUAGGUAGUUUAUGUGUUGCUGAACAUGUCUAAACGAUUAUUUAAGAACCGUAUGUCCAAAUGAAUUGACAUUAUAACUUGACCAGAGGUUUAUUAGCUAUUGUUUUCGCCAACGGUCGAGGUGACAUUGUCAAACCGCCGUUCGCUUCGUUAGAAUCAUAACUAACGUUAAUGUCUGUUGGGACGACACGAUGUUGGCGACGUUGACGAGAGUUAAAAGUCCUCGGUGGCUGUCUCCGGACAUACUUUUAGGAUACAUAUUGGGACAAGAGGUUGGAAGGAAGGAGCUGAGUGUGCUCAGUCACAGUUGUCCCCCAGUAUCAGCAGCAUGGAGGCGGAAAGUCACCGCUGGUUUCAGAGAAGUCAGCACCUCCUGCACUCUGUGCUCCAAAGCCCGAGGAAACCCGAAGAAAACCGAGCUGUCGGAAAAGAAGCUGACCCGUCACUUUAUAGACCAACGGCGUGUGAGGCUGGUGGCUGGAUCAGGCGGUAAAGGGGCCUGCAGCUUUCUCAGUGAGCCCCGAAAAGAGUGGGGUGGACCGAAUGGAGGUAAUGGAGGUGAUGGAGGCAGCAUCAUUAUCAAGGCUGACCGCUUUGUCAAAUCAUUGGCGCAAGUAGUUCCGGUUUACAAGGGAGAGGACGGGCAAUCAGGAGGCAGUAAGAACUGUUAUGGCAAGAAUGGCAGCACAACCUAUAUUUCUGUACCAUUAGGCACUGUAAUAAAGGAAGAUGGAAAGACAGUAGUGGACCUUUCUGAGAAUGACCAGGAGUAUCUGGCUGUAUUUGGAGGGGCCGGUGGGAAGGGGAAUCGAUUCUUUCUGUCCAAUGAGAACCGCGCCCCAUUGACAGCAACCCCAGGAACGGCAGGCCAGGAGAGGGUCCUCCAGCUAGAGCUCCGCACCAUGGCACACGCUGGACUGGUUGGGUUUCCUAAUGCUGGGAAAUCAUCGUUGUUGAGAGCCAUCUCCAACGCGAGGCCUGCUGUGGCUGCUUACCCUUUUACAACACUCAAUCCACAUGUAGGAAUUGUCAUGUACAGGGAUCAUGAGCAAGUUGCAGUUGCUGACAUCCCAGGCAUCAUUCGAGGAGCCCAUCUAAACCGAGGCCUGGGCCUCUCUUUUCUGCGUCACAUAGAGCGCUGUCGUUUCCUCCUCUUUGUUCUGGACCUUUCGACUCCGGAGCCCUGGACCCAGCUCCAGCACCUGCGUUAUGAACUGGACCAGUAUGAGCAUGGUCUUUCCCAGCGACCUCAGGCCAUCAUAGCCAACAAAAUGGACAUACCCGAAGCCCGGGAGAAGCUAGAGACUUUAAAGAGCCUGGUCACCCAGCGGGUCAUUCCUGUGUCGGCUCUUACAGGACAGAACACAGAAGAGCUUAUCCUCCAUCUCAGAGAGCUGUAUGACGGCUACCUACAAGGAGCUGGCAGUGGGGAAGGCAAGCCCACUAAGUGGUAGAAAAAACAAUUUAUUCUUGCUCUACUGUUAUUUGUUCUGGAAGAUAUAGAAUGUAUUUCAUUUAAUAAAUAUAUAUAAACAAAACACAAUGUGUCAUUUAUAAUUACCUGCAGCAUAUUGUUCAAUACAAUGAUUUUUUUGGAUUCCUUCAAACUUUGAAUAUAGCUUAUAACAGCUUUAUGCUACACAACAUGUACAGAUUUUGGUGACAUUACAUGUUAAGAGUUGACAGUGUACUUUUAAUGUUAGGAUUACUAAAUGCCAAU